AUGAGUUGCAAGAUUCUGUUUGCAGCUGCAACCCUCCUGCUCGGCCAAACCCAAGCGGUGCUUGGUCGCUCGCCGGAGCCUCUGGUCCAGGUUACUACGUCGGAUGCUGUUCACCCUGGUGAGCUAGCCAAUAUUUACCUUAAUUGGCUGGGCAAACCUCCGAGCUCUUUCAAAGCCGUUCAUGCUUCGUGUGUGAAUCCGAAUGGAUCGGCUCCGGAGGCGUUCAUCGGACAAUACUCUGUCAAUGGUCAACCUCCUCAUCGCCUAGCAUGGGCAGUUCCCAACGGUUUUCAAACGGAAAAUUGUAUUUUUGUAUACGGUGGCAAGUACAAGGGCGAGUCAGAGCAAGUUAUUGGCAAAAGCAAGCCCGUCCAUCUGCAGCGAAAGGCCUCAAAAAGAUCCACUGCCGAAAUGGACAACCCUCUUUUGAAAGAUUUUGAUUCCCUGGGAACUUGGUUCGACGGAGUGGCUUCUAUUAAGGAGAAAUCUUAUCAAAAUGGCGGCGUUGCAUCUGAGGCUUCGUCCAAGAACGCGUCCAUCGCGAUUGUUGGUGGCGGAAUCUCAGGUCUUGCAACGGCUCUCAUGCUUGACAGCGUCGGCAUUCAUAAUUGGGAGAUUAUCGAAGCCAGCAAUCGUGUUGGGGGACGAUUUCGAACGAAAUACAUGGCCGACACCCAGGAAUGGGCCGAAAUGGGCCCCAUGCGACUUCCACACUCUGUCACCUACAAAGAGGACAAUGAGACCCUCCUAUACACUGACCAUCAAUUGACUUUCCAAAUCGCCGAAAUUCUCAACGCGAUGAAUGAAAAGGAUUCCCAAUUGAAGGUCGAGUUUAUCCCCUGGAUUCAGCAUCACCCGAAUGAGCUGAUUGCUCAAGGCACCCGUCGACACCCUGACGGUCGCAUUCCAACGCGCGGUGAAAUCGAAGCGGAUCCAAGCCUGAUUGACCCACCAUCCAUGGCGAGUGCUGAAUACGAGAACGUUCAGAACCAGAUGAACAGAAUUUUAAAAAAUUCGACUACCCUCAAAUCGAUUCAGAGGGAUGUUUGGAGAGCUCAUAAAAUCGCAAUGGACGAAGGCUUGGAUGACUGGAGCGAACAGGCCAUGAUGCGCCAUGUCUUCAAGGCUAGCGAGAACGUCACGGAUCAGAUCUGGACCGAGUCCGACUACGACGUGUUCUGGGAUGAGCUCCAUCACAACUCUAAUCUCGGCCUCGAUGGCAGCAGCGACUCCCUAGGCGAGACUCACUGGCUGUGCAUCGAUGGGGGCUUCAGCCGACUAUCCGAUGCUUUCCUCCCUCAUGUCACGGAUAGACUGACUCUCAACCGACAAAUACGAAAAUUGGAGUCAAUCAAAGGCCAAAAUGGCACAACUCGAACUCGUCUUUCGUGGUAUCCUAGUGUGACAAACCGGACAUUCGAAUCAAAAGAAUACGACUACACUAUCAUGGCGGUUCCGUUCACGAUGACUCGCUUCAUGGAUUUGCCAACUUUCUCCUCAGUUUUGGGACGUGCAAUUAGUGAAGCCGGUCUCCGCUUCAAAUCUGCCUGCAAGGUCGCCUUACUCUUCUCAGAGCGCUUCUGGGAGAAAGGUGAGAAACCAAUCUUCGGCGGAUACUCAAAGCCGCCCAGCGACCCUGUAGGUGCGCUCUACUACCCUGUGUACGGUUUGAAUGAGUCGCGCCCCGGUCUGAUCAUGCACUAUCGUGGAGGAGACUGGAGCGAUCGCUUCGUCAGCUUCUCAGACGAGGAACACGUUCAGACGGUCCUGGACUCGAUUGUUUCGCUGCAUGGAGAACAAGCCAGAGACUUCUACACUGGCGACUAUGAGCGCCUCUGCUGGCUUCAGGAUGAGCACACUGCCACUGCUUGGUGCAGACCUGAUGUCGAACAGCACAAGCUCUAUAUCCCAGCCUACCACAAGACAGAGCAUAACACGAUUUUUAUUGGAGAGCAUACUGCUCCAACCCAUGCCUGGGUGAGCUCAUCGCUGCAAUCAUCUGUCCGCGGAUCAGUUCAGUUGCUCUUAGAGUUGGGUUUGGUGGAUGAAGCCAAGGAGCUAAACAAGCGAUGGAUGGGCCGGUGGAUCAAGCUCUGA
Molecule: messenger RNA, 2097 nt
Organism: Penicillium longicatenatum
Lineage: Eukaryota; Fungi; Ascomycota; Eurotiomycetes; Eurotiales; Aspergillaceae
Product: flavin monoamine oxidase family protein
Exons: 1
Coding region: 1-2097 (698 amino acids)
Biological process (GO): amino acid catabolic process
Molecular function (GO): L-amino-acid oxidase activity; polyamine oxidase activity
Source: RefSeq, a predicted model, not a curated record